GCUGAUUGUUGUUGUCGCUUAGAUCACGAUUGCAGUCGCGAUGUUAUGAAGUGUUUUCACUGUUGCAGAAUUGGGUGAGCUUGUUUCUGAAACAUGGAUUGUGAGGACUUCCUCGCGAAAGAGCAAAAAGUUCUGGAACUCUACUUUUUAAGUCUCGGGCACUUCAAUUAUGACAAAGCGAAAGAGACCGUUGAGAAAGAGCGGGAUGCUUUGUGCAAAACUGGUGCCAACUACCUGUUCAGCAGCGUCCUUACGGCGCUGUCGCAGAUGGCCAUCGCAGAAAAGUUGUACAUGUCUUUGCAGUACUUGGCUCCAAAAAGCUUCUUGAGAAAAGACACUUCCCUGAAGUCUCUGUAUGAGGCACUGCGACUGGAAUUUCUCCGGCUGAAAGACCAAGCGUCUUGCUCAACACCAGUCUCGUGCAGUCCUUCUCCAUCGAGCUGCUCACCGAUGAUGACGCCAUCACCAUCGGCCAUGUCGUUGAGCUCAAUGAGUCCGACUGUCGUUAUAGGCUCCUUCCAUAGCGGCACAUCUUACAUGUCGCAAUCACCCCAAGCGCCUGUCUUGGAUGCUUUCUUAAGUCACCUCUGUGGGCAGCUGCACUCAUUUGUUGUGGCCCGUGCCAGAUCUGUUGACUUCUAUGACAAGCUGUACACUCUCAGUCUUGGUAAAAUGAUGAAGUUCAAAGAUCUGUCUGCUACCCUGAGUGAUAUCAUACAACAGAAUCAAAAACUAUUUCAUCACCCUAUCCUGACCCCACUGAAGUCAUCGUUCAGCAUGGAGCUGGAGGCUCUGCAUCACCUACUUGAGGCUCAGGUGCUGUUGUCGCAGUGGCAGUUUCUGCAAGCUCUCCUUCACCUGAAAGAGGCCCAUGCGAGAUUGGGAGAGUGGAAUGCCAGCCUUCUACUGCCAGAGAACCGCCGAACACCUUCAUCUCUGCUGAGGGCUGAUAGGCUCCCACAGCUGGUAACUUGGAUCAACAAGCUCAAUGCCUUCAUGAUUGGAAAGUUUACUCUCUACUUUUACAAAAUCCUGAGUCGACAGGCAACGCAACAGGAGAUGAAAACUUUUGGCUCCAAGAUGACCAUCGACUACUGUCAGAGGAUAGCCAGCUUGUGCAAGAAGUCGGACGCACUAUGCGUCCAGCUGCUUUUUGAAGCACUUGGCGUUGAAGGCUACUACGAGCAUGGCUACUGCCACCCGGACCACGUCGUCGAAGCUCCCAAAGGAAUUGAUUCCUACCCAGUCAUCUAUUCUUACCCUACUAUAUACCAAGACAAGCAACACAGACCUAACAUUAUAAUGAUCAUCACAAAGAAGUCUGAUGAUCUCAAUUCUGAGGGGAUCGUGUAUUUCUAUGAUUCGAGAAUGGAGAAGAGUUAUUUCCUGGUCAAGCUGGAUCCACGUGUGACAAUGGUGGCCAUCUAUGUGUCACGAAAGUCGGAACGGGACACUUAUAUUGUAUCGUGCAUGCAAGACCUCGCUGCCCAUGUGCGGGGAAACAAAAUAUUUGGGAUGCUGAAACCAGGGAACAAAUGAGGGCUAAUAAAUUAUUUUUUAGAUACUUGA
Molecule: messenger RNA, 1569 nt
Organism: Rhipicephalus microplus (southern cattle tick)
Lineage: Eukaryota; Metazoa; Arthropoda; Arachnida; Ixodida; Ixodidae
Product: KICSTOR subunit 2
Biological process (GO): cellular response to amino acid starvation; cellular response to glucose starvation; negative regulation of TORC1 signaling
Cellular component (GO): KICSTOR complex
Source: RefSeq, a predicted model, not a curated record